AUGUCGGGCAACCACAUCGGCACCGUCCGGUCGAUCCCGAAGGAGCACCGCUAUGCGUUCCUGAACAUGCAGGCUCCGGCGUCCUACGUCGCGGGUUUGGGACGAGGAGCGAGCGGUUUCACGACGCGAUCCGACAUCGGUCCCGCGCGCGAGGGUCCUUCCGCCGAGACGAUCCAGGAGGCGAUGGCGAAGCGCGGCGAGGAGAUUCCCGACCCGGACCAGUUCCAAGACCCCGAGGACGAGCGCAACCUCUUCGCUGGAACGGUGUACGAGGCGGACGACGAGGAGGCGGACCGGAUCUGGGAUGCGGUCGAUGCACGGAUGGACGAGCGGAGGAAGGCGCACCGCGAGGCCGCCGAAGCCGAAGCUGCCGCGAAGGAGAGGGCGAACAAUCCCAAGAUCCAGACGCAGUUUGCGGACUUGAAACGUGGACUGAGCGUGCUGAAGGAUGAAGAUUGGGAGGCCAUCCCCGAGGCUGGCAACAUGACCGGCAAGCGGAGAAAGCACAACCCCCGACUCGAGGAGAACCAAAACGGCAAACUUUACGCUGUCUCCGACUCUGUGCUCGCUGGCGCCGCCGCCAGCACGCAGCUUAUGGGCGAGAUUGACGACGGACCCGCCGACGCCGACGGCACAAUGACUGACUUUGUCGCUAUGGGAACGGCGCGUGACCGUGUCCUGUCGCUGAAGCUGGACCAGGCGAGCGGAGAUGCAGCCAACGGAUCGAGCACCUCAGUCGACCCGCGCGGAUACAUGACGGCACUCAACUCGCAGGUGCUGCAGACCGACGCGCAGAUCGGCGACAUCAAGCAGGCGCGCCAACUGCUGCAGAACCUGAUCCAGAGCAACCCGAAGCACGCCCCAGGCUGGAUCGCCGCUGCGUCGCUGGAAGUGCACGCGAAGAAGAUGGUCGCCGCGCGCAAGAUCAUCGCCGAGGGAUGCGAGAAGUGUCCCCGAUCUGAGGACGUGUGGUUCCACGCCGCCGAGCUCAACACGCCCGAGAACGCCAAGCGCAUCCUCGCCCGCGCGGUCGAAAACGUCCCCCAGUCGGUCAAGAUCUGGCUCAAGGCGGCAUCCCUGGAGGCUGAUCCGAACGCGAAGCGCCGAGUGCUGCGGAAAGCCCUCGAGUUCAUUCCCAACUCGGUCAGGUUGUGGAAGGAGGUUGUCAACCUCGAGGACGACCCGGAGGAUGCGCGAAUCCUGCUCACGCGCGCCGUCGAGGUCAUCCCGACCAGCGUCGAGCUGUGGCUUACGCUCGCGCGCCUCGAGACGCCAGACAAGGCGAAGCAGGUGCUGAACAGCGCGCGACAGAAGAUUCCGACGAGCCACGAGAUCUGGAUUGCAGCGGGCCGAUUGGCGGAGCAGUCCCCGAGUGCCGUCAGCAAGGACGCGAGCGCGGAAGAGGACGCGGUGGCGCGCAAGAAGCUUGCGGCGCAGGUCGACCGUCUCAUCAAGCUUGCCGUUGGCAGUCUCACCAAGCACCAGGCCGUGCUCACCCGCGAGCAAUGGCUGCAGGAGGCCGAGGCGUGCGAGCGCGACGGCAGUCCACUUACAGCCCAAGCGAUUGUCAAGGCGACAAUCCAUUUGGACAUCGAGGAGGAGGACCGACGAACGGUCUGGCUGGAGGAUGCGGAGCGCGCAGCCCUCGGCGGAUUCUACGAGGUUGCCCGUGCCGUGUUCGUCGUGCUCAUCGAGUCCUUCCCCGACUCGCCGAGUGUGUGGCGCAAGGCGGCCGAGUUCGAGAAGGCGCACGGCACACCAGAGGCAGUGCAGGACAUUCUGGCGCAGGGUGCCGAGCACUGCCCGCACGCCGAGGUGCUGUGGCUCAUGGCCGCCAAGGAGAAGUGGGUCGGCGGCGACGUCGUCGGCGCGCAGCAGAUUCUCUCCCGCGCAUUCGAGCAGAACGAGGACUCGGAGUCCAUCUUCCUUGCCGCUGCCAAGAUUGCGGCCGAGACGAACGAGGUCGAGGCCGCGCAGCAGAUCCUGCAGAAGGCGCGCGGACAGGCCGACACGGAGCGCGUGUGGAUGAAGAGCGCGGUCCUCGAGCGACAACUCGGCAAGCUCGACGAGGCCCUCAAGACGCUCGACGAGGCUAUCGGCCGUUUCCCGUCUUUCGACAAGCUGCACAUGAUCCGCGGACAGGUGCUGGAGGAGAAGGGCGAUGUUGCCGGUGCGCGCAAGGCGUACGCGCAGGGUUGCCGCGCGUGUCCCAAGAGCGUGCCGUUGUGGAUUCUGUCUGCUAGGCUGGAGGAGAAGGCGGGUGUCGUCAUCAAAGCCCGUUCGCUGCUCGAGAAGGCGCGCCUGCACAACCCGAAGAACGAUGUGCUGUGGACGGAAGCGGUCAAGAUCGAAGAGCGCGCCGGCUCGACACAGCAGGCCAAGGCACUCCUCUCCCGAGCGAUGCAAGAGUGUCCCUCUUCGCCGCUACUCUGGGCUAUGGCAAUCUUCAUGGAGAACCCUCAGCAGCGCAAGGGCCGUUCCGUCGAUGCGCUGAAGAAGGCCGGCGAGCACCCUGCCGUCAUCAUGGCCGUUGCGCGCCUGUUCUGGGCCGAGCGCAAGAUCGAGAAGACGCGGCAGUGGAUGCAGAACGCGAUCACGGCAGACCCCGACUGGGGAGACGCCUAUGGUUGGUGGCUCAAGUUUGAGAAGCAGCACGGCGAGCCGCAGCGUAUCGAGGAGGUGCGCAAGAAGGCGGACGCCGCGCAGCCGCAUCACGGUCCCGUCUGGCAGGCGACGGCCAAGGAUAUGAAGAACAUUGGCAAGAGCACGCGGGAGAUUCUCGAGCAGGUCGCGGACAAGAUCGAGUUUGCAUAG
Molecule: messenger RNA, 2814 nt
Organism: Trichosporon asahii var. asahii CBS 2479
Lineage: Eukaryota; Fungi; Basidiomycota; Tremellomycetes; Trichosporonales; Trichosporonaceae
Exons: 1
Coding region: 1-2814 (937 amino acids)
Biological process (GO): spliceosomal tri-snRNP complex assembly; mRNA splicing, via spliceosome
Cellular component (GO): catalytic step 2 spliceosome; U4/U6 x U5 tri-snRNP complex
Molecular function (GO): protein binding
Source: RefSeq, a predicted model, not a curated record